This is a messenger RNA of Fusarium venenatum, 1563 nucleotides long. Its product is annotated as triose-phosphate transporter family-domain-containing protein. Gene Ontology annotation, molecular function: phosphoenolpyruvate transmembrane transporter activity; antiporter activity. Gene Ontology annotation, cellular component: Golgi apparatus; endoplasmic reticulum. The record is from RefSeq and is a predicted model, not a curated record. Gene Ontology annotation, biological process: phosphoenolpyruvate transmembrane import into Golgi lumen. Lineage: Eukaryota; Fungi; Ascomycota; Sordariomycetes; Hypocreales; Nectriaceae.
AUGGAAAAGUUCCCCGACUUCGUCGACACGCCCUUGGGCGAGUCACCCUCGGACAGCCCUUCAAACACUCCUGGCUGGGCAAACGGCGCUCCCCCUCGUCCCUCCGAUCGAUGGCUACCAGUUUCGAAGCAAGAUAACUGGUCAGCGGCAUCUCGAGGCCACAAUCGGCAGAAGAGUCUCACUGAUGCCAUUCGCACAAUAAGAGGUCGCAAUGGCAGUGUCAGCCAGAAUGCUCACGAGAUUGCCGACGCUCUGCGUGCUCCCGUCUCCCCAAAGCUCAUUAUUCUGUGCCUUAUGUGGUACGCCUCAUCUGCGCUCACAAAUACCUCGUCCAAGUCCAUUUUAAUAGCUUUUGACAAGCCUGCCACCUUGACACUUGUUCAAUUCGCCUUUGUGUCCUCGUUAUGUAUGUUCAUGGCAUGGCUGGCGACCAUUUUCCCUGUCUUGCGCACAAAGGUUACAGCUCUCAAGUACCCGAUUCGAAAGCCGACCCGCGAUGUUCUCAGAACCACUCUUCCUCUUGCAGCGUUUCAGAUCGGAGGUCACCUCCUCAGUUCAACAGCCACCUCCAAGAUUCCCGUAUCACUUGUCCACACCAUCAAGGGUCUCUCACCCCUCUUUACCGUCCUCGCUUAUAGAUUCGUGUACGACAUCCGAUACCCAAAGACCACUUACCUGUCUCUGAUUCCUCUGACAUUCGGUGUCAUGUUGGCUUGCUCGGGUAAGACGACAUACGGCGGAGAGCUUAUUGGUGUUAUCCAAGCUCUUCUAGCAACUAUCAUCUUCGUUACCCAGAACAUCUUCUCCAAAAAGCUAUUCAAUGAGGCUGCCAAAGCUGAAGCUGAGUCACCGUACUCAGUGUCGAAAAAGCUAGAUAAGCUCAACCUGCUCUGUUACUCUUCCGGCAUGGCCUUUCUUCUCACAUUGCCUAUCUGGCUAUGGUCUGAGGGGUUCGCUCUCCUCCUGAACGUCUAUCAUGAGGGCUCAAUCGAUCUGAAUGAGCAACCGAAUUCAAUGGAUCAUGGACGACUCACACUUGAGUUCAUCUUCAACGGUGUCUUUCAUUUCGGUCAGAACAUCCUCGCCUUUAUCCUGCUCUCUAUGGUUUCGCCUGUUACGUACUCGGUUGCCAGUCUUAUCAAGCGUGUGUUCGUCAUUGUCCUGGCUCUGGUGUGGUUCAGAAGUCCUACAACACCGCUUCAGGGAGUAGGCAUAGCCCUCACCUUCUUGGGACUGUACUUGUACGAUCGAACCAAAUCGAGCAACAAGGCCGAUCAAAAAGCCCAAUCAAUGCAGGUAAAGAGAUCAUCAUUGCUCCCUACCACCAACGGCGGAUUGCGGCCUACGCCCAUCACGGAGUCUCCUCAAAGCACUGAACACAAGCCUUACCCUUACCACGAGGGCUACUUUGGUCGCCCAACGGCAGCGGAGGAUUCCAAAAAGAGUGACGAUAGCAGUGCCCGAAGCCGGACUCCAGGCACUGGCAACGGCUGGCUUCCUCCUGGUACCAAGCAGGAAGAUACAUGGCAGCCUGGUGAUCGAGUCGCUGGUGUCGCAAGAUAA